This is a messenger RNA of Aspergillus welwitschiae, 1308 nucleotides long. RefSeq names its product enoyl-CoA hydratase/isomerase family protein. The coding region runs from base 160 to 1005 and encodes 281 amino acids. The record is from RefSeq and is a predicted model, not a curated record. The transcript has 3 exons. Gene Ontology annotation, molecular function: delta(3,5)-delta(2,4)-dienoyl-CoA isomerase activity. NCBI's taxonomy places the organism in Eukaryota, Fungi, Ascomycota, Eurotiomycetes, Eurotiales, Aspergillaceae. Gene Ontology annotation, cellular component: mitochondrion.
CCCCGGAUUACAUUAUGAUGCAGCUCUCUCUCCCCCUUCCCCCUUCCUCGGUACUCUCCAUUCCAACAUAAUACUUAAUCUCCGGAGGUUUUGUUUGUCCAACGUAUUCGACCUACUUCACGUCUUGACACUUUAUCUAGCAUAGACUCGCACAUCAUCAUGUCUGACUACACAUACCAACAUUUCAACGUCACAUUCCCGCCGGAACGUCAAUAUGUCGCCCACGUGGAGAUCAACCGCGCCGACAAACUGAAUGCCUUCUUCGAAAGCAUGUGGCUGGAACUCUCUGCCAUCUUCACCCGCCUCUCCUCGGACUCCUCCGUUCGUGCCAUCGUCCUCUCCGGUGCCGGCGACCGCGCAUUCACCGCCGGCCUCGACGUCAAAGCCGCCUCCGAGGGCCUCCUCUCCGACACCAACGCCGCCAGCGAUCCCGCCCGCAAAGCUGCCCAAAUGCGGCGCCACAUUGACGAGUUGCAGGGAUGCAUCUCGUCUAUUGAAAAAUGCGAGAAACCGGUGAUCGUGGCCUACCACGGUAUCUCCUAUGGUCUCGCUGUUGACAUCGGUGUGGCCGCUGAUGUGCGGGUAUGCUCGGCGGAUGUCCGCUUUGCCGUGAAAGAAGUAGACAUUGGUCUGGCAGCAGAUGUGGGGACAUUGAGUCGGUUGCCCAAGGUGGUUGGGAAUUAUGGAUGGGUGAAAGAGGUGGCUUUGACGGCGAGGAACUUUGACGCGGAAGAAGCUCUACGCGUGGGAUACGUCAAUCGCGUGUUCAAGAAUAAAGAGGAGACAGUCCGGGGCGCAUUGGAACUGGCACAGUUAAUAGGCACCAAGAGUCCUGUUGCGGUGCAGGGGACCAAGGAAUUGCUGAAUUAUUCGAGGGAUCAUACCGUUCCGGAGGGACUGCGGUAUACGGCUGUCUGGAACAGCGCAAUGCUACAGACGAAGGAUGUCACUGCCGCGCUGCUGUCGGGCAUCCAGAAGAGAAAGCCGACGUUCGAGAAGUUGUAGCGUAGAUGAUCACUGCUGGUACUGGUACUCAGUAUGAUGGUCUGCUUGAAUUCAGGCUGCCUCGAGUUUGACGGGUUCAAACAGUGGCGUGGCUAGUCCAGGCGAUCCACCGCAGAUGCACCAACUAGAGAGAAUAUACCUCGUGAGCGUUGCAUUGUCAGCGUUUCAAACAGAACGAUGCGAGUAGUAGAAUUGACAUAAGAUAGAGUCGAGAUUAGCAGUGAAGUUUAACUUAUUAUUUGAAUUGUAGUAUUCCAUGUCCGGUACUCUCCGCUCUGGUUCUAACCGGCGAUCAUGUCAGCC